AUGGAUGUAACUUCUCAUCAGAACGCUCUUGCUCUUAAAGAGGCCGCCAACCGACCAAAGCGACUGCGCAUCACGCACCCCGAAUACAUGCGCAUGGGCGCGGCACUCGGGAUUCAGGAGUUCCGGCUUCUUUUGUUCCUCCAGCGCAGAGCGGGGCUCAGCAGGACCCCUGUGGACAGCCCGCUGGAGACGGGCGCCGGAAGCUGGGAGAACGAGGGGCUGGCUGAGAAGAAUUCUUUUUUCACUUGUCUGAGCCGCAAGGAGGUGGAGUCCGUGAGAGACCGGCUCAAGCUACGCUUGGGGGUCUUGUCGUCGAAGCAGCUUGUCUCCGGCCGGGGCCUGCUGGAUGCCGUUCAGGCCCUGGGCCUCACGAAGUACAGUGAGGAGGAUAUGAACGACUUCGUGAACCUUCUUGGCGACUUCAUCAGCCUUGAGUUUCGCCUCGCAAAGCGGGGCAGCCAGCGCUCCUUGAAUUCCUUCUUCAGCUUUGAGAAGUCUGCUAUGUCACCUACGGGUUCCUCAGACGUCCUGAAGCUGGGGGAGGCUACCUGGCACUGGCCCUCAACGGAAGAUGGCCCAUCCUUGAUCCGGUCGCACUCGGUUAAAGUGAAACGAAGAAGCCAGAAUGUUUGCUACGACUGUGUCCCAGCGGCGCCGCUGCAGGAAAUGUUGCUGUCAGAGGAGUCGGAGGUGCACAAGCGGAUCUUCGGGCAGAAGUUCAAUCAGUACCAGGCCAUCCGAGAGAUCCUGCUUGCAGGGGACACGAACCGGCUGGUGGCAGAGUUGACCUUUGUGCGCAUCAACGACUUGGCCGCACCCCCGGAGUCGAUGCACCCGAUCAUGUACCUCGAACCCAUCGUUGCCAUUCUCAUCGUUGGCAACGGGGUUAUGAUUGGCUUCCAGACGGAUCCGCGCUACAGGGACUGGCCUGGCUGGGUCUAUGUGGAGAUGGUCUUUGCCAUGUUCCUUGUUCUGGAGAUCAUCUUGCGCAUGUGGGUGCUGCGAUGUCGCGCUUACUGGUGCGGGCCGGAUUGCUGGUGGAACAUGUUCGAUAUCUUCCUGAUGACCACGAGCUUGUCUGACAUCGUGAUGCAGCUAGCGGGCGUCGUUCUGGACCUCGAGGGCACGUCCCUGCUACGGUUCUGCCGGCUCAUUCGUCUUGUCCGAAUCAUCAAGGUCUUCCGAGUCAAGAUCAUGAGGGACCUCCGCCUCAUGGUGAAGGGUCUGGUGGCAGGUGUCCGAACCCUGUCACUUGCCUUCGUGCUGCUGUUCACUGUCCUCUACGUUAUCGCAGGUUUCGCUACCAUGACAAUCGGGAACUGGGAGCAAACGGCAGAGAUCGGCCUUGACAAGUACUUCAACAACAUUCCCUGGUCGAUGUUCACAGCCUUUCGGUGCUUUACAGGCGAGUGCACCAGUGAUGAUGGCCGACCUCUCCAGUCGCUACUGGCCGCUGAGUACGGCGUCAUCUUUGUUGCUGGUUAUGUAGCCAGCUACAUGCUUGUGAGCAUGGGCAUUUUCAACCUGAUUCUUGCAGUCUAUGUGGAUAUCACAAUGAAGGCAGCUAAAGAAAGCGAUGCCAUGAGUGCUGAGCAGCAUUCUAGGGAAUCCAUUCGCGUAGCCCGGACGACGCGGGAGCUGUUGAAGAUAUUCAGCGCAGCAUAUCACUCCUUCCGGGACACCGCCGUGAAUGGGGAGUUGAUGAUGAGGACCCCAUCAGCGGCAGCAUACGUGGAGGAAGCCUCACAAGACCAGGUGGCCAUCACCAAAGAGCUCUUCUUGCUGGUGAUCCAGGACCGGCGUGCCCAGCAGUUGAUGGACGACCUGGAUUUGCCCCCGGAUCGAGCCAACCUGUUCGAGAUGCUAGACGCCGACGGCAGUGGAACGCUGCAGACCUCCGAGUUGCUUCAGGGCAUGUUGAAGAUCCGCGGUGAGGUGAACAAGAGCGACACCGUUGCUUCCCUCCUGGCCACCAAGGCCGUCCAAAGCCUGGUAACCCAAGUGAAGGAGCAGAACACCCUGCUGCUGGAGACAGCAACGGCCAUGAGCCAGAUGCAGCUGACGCAGCUCUCCCGCCUGGCAGCGCUGACCGACACGGUGGACGAUGCUCAGCAUGCUGAGGUGAUUGCGAAAAUUCAGUCACUGGGAACGGGAUUCGAUCACAGAGCACAGUGCACUCCGGAUCCGGCAGCAGGCUCGCGAAUCUCGAGCAAGGCCUUCCAUGUGCAAGCGCCACAGAGGCCUGGGUCGCCAUUGUGCCAUAUGGAGAAAUCGCCUUCUUUCGACUGA
Messenger RNA from Symbiodinium natans, 2289 nucleotides. The record is from the annotation of a GenBank genome assembly. NCBI's taxonomy places the organism in Eukaryota, Dinophyceae, Suessiales, Symbiodiniaceae.